AUGGAGCCGGCCUGCGACGGGAGCGGCCCCGAGCAGGCCGCCGCCGCCUCGAAGUCGGUCGUGGAGGCCUGGGCCAAGAGCGUCGAGCAGCUCGGCGUGGGCGGCUGCGUGCUGCUCCCGCUGGCGUGGCCCGAGCGCGGCGGCGGCGGCCGCCUCGACGCCGUGCUGGCGCUCGUGCACCGGAGCGCGGAGGGCCUCGGCGAGCUGGCGGUCGUGAACCCUCUGGGCAGCGGGAGCGAGUACCACCCGAG
Messenger RNA from Prorocentrum cordatum, 251 nucleotides. NCBI's taxonomy places the organism in Eukaryota, Dinophyceae, Prorocentrales, Prorocentraceae. The record is from the annotation of a GenBank genome assembly.